AGUAAAAAUGGAUGGAUAUUGGAGCAGAUGAUAAUACAGUAUGAUGUGCAUACACACAAGAUUAAAUAAACAUAAUUAAUAAUAAGCACUUUAGACACUAAAUUGCUUCUCUUCAGUUGGCUUUAAUUAGGAAACAUUCUUAAUUCGUGGUUAUCCAGUUCUUUCAUAAAGCAAAAUGAUAAAACCGAAUAUUAACGAGAACGAACUCCGAAACUGCCGUGCUCACAUACAGACGUUCAAGCUGUUGUUUUUUUUUCUUUCUCCUGUCGUGUUAGCAAGCACAUCGGUUCCUUUCUGAAAACUAGGGCACCAGUUAGAAGUCUGUCCGAAGCUGCAAUGAACUCGAAUCCUGGAAGGAAUAAAGUCGUUAAGGUAGGGACGGGAAAAGACUUUAUAACUAAUAUGGCAAUACAGAUCAAUUUUAACUGGAUUAUAUAGAAUGUUUUUACGGGAAUUAAAAGGCAAUGAGCAAGGCUGGUGUCAAAACUCGUAUCUCAGAAACGUUUUGCUCUUUAUCCGAAUACAGCAGCGUCUCCUUUAAACGAGCUGACACUAUUUGCACAGGUGACAACGUUGACACUGCUUGAGAAACAAUUUGUUGGCGAGAUGCCGCUUUAAAAAUUGUCAACGGUGCUGAGCGAGAGAUGUCUACUGUUGCGGUUCCAGCGGCGCUCGGAAAUGCGUUCAACUCAUUGUAUCAUUUCAGACAUAUGAAUAUCUCAGUCAUCGCGAUAUUGGGAGUUGCCGACUUCUGUUGCUUCAAGGUUUUGAAGUUUGAAGUUAGGAGUGUUAGUUUUUUCAGCACACGUAGGUCCUAGUUGGGACCAGAAUACUAUUUCUACAGCACCAGGCAGACGGCGGUGAUGGACAGACUGCUGCUCACCAACAUCUGAUCGCCAGUCUAGAGCCGUAUUUACUCAGAACUCUGUGCUAGUUCUACAUAAGAAGCUUAUCUAAUCCCAGAUGUAGCUUUCAGCCUUUCAGCAAAGUCCAAAUGUGAGUGGACUGCCGAGAUCGAAAUCAGAAAGCACGCUCGGGAAAGGAGGGCUGCAAAGAAGCGUUUUGCCAAGUUACAGUUGCAGUGGUAUAGGGGUGUCAUAAAUCAAAAGCGAUCGCGGAGUUCGCCUGCGAAAGAAGUUUCACCAGCUACUUCUUCACGGUCCUAGAUAUUGGCACAGGUGGAGAAAGACUUGCCUUCUUCACUAGAUAUAAAUUGGUUUAAUGCUCGUGAUCACCGCGCUGCCGAGGACUGAUGGCGAAGAUCAGAGUGUCUUAUGAGUACUCGGAGGCGGAAGAUAAAAGCAUCAGACUCGGGCUCUUUCUGAUUAUCUGUGGCAUCGUGUCCCUCUUCAUUCUGGGGUUCUGCUGGCUGAAUCCCACCAUUCAGAAUAUGCAGUGCAAGGCGGCGAACUGCACCGUGAUCUCUGUGCAGCAGAACGGGGAAAUGUUCGAGUGCACUUUCACGUGCGGGACGGAUUGUAAAGGCACCUCGCUGUACCCCUGUCUCCAGAUCUUCGUGAAUAACUCAGAGUCCAACUCCACCGCUUUGCUGCAUUACGACGAACAGCAACUUGUAAUGAACCCAAAGUGUUCUUACAUUCCUCCAUGUGAAAGAGACAACAAGAAAAACUCUGAGGAAGUUCUAAUGUGGCAAAACCGCUGGACAGAACAGAUACGCUCUGAAUCCUUUCCCUGCUUCUUUAACCAACAGAGAAGGCCAGAUGAUGUGCUGUUAAAGCACUCCCAAGAUAAGAACGUCCUGCUGCACUGUGUCCUCUGGCCACUGGUCACUCUGCUGGUGGGAAUCCUGAUCGUGGUCCUGACUAUCUGCGCUAGGAGCCUGGCGGUGCGGGCGGAGGCCAUCCAGAAGCGGAAAUUCUCCUAGAGGGAGGAGGGCAGAGGGCAGAGGAAUGUGGGUGACAGCCGGCAGUCUCGGCCAGGGGGGCCACGCACCGCGCGGACUGACUGGACGGCAGAGGAGGAGCACUCUCGAAAACCCCGCACGUAGAUCCAAGAUCCUAAAGGAUCGUUCUGUAAGGCCCAUUCCUGCGUGGCAGAAGGACGUCACGGCAGGGACAGGCCUCCCGCUGCACCGAUCGCUGUCUGUGGGACUUGCAGCUUCACUUAAUGGUUUUUAUUAUUUUGUAUUGUUUCAUGUGUCUCAACAUAAUGACAAAUUGUGCCGGUUUAAUAGAAGUGCACCAAGCGUGAGGAAGUCAUGUGAAAAAACUGAAGCUUAUUUUUUAAUGUUCUUUUAUGUAACAUUUACAUUAUGUAUAAAAACUGGCUUAGACUGUACACAAUAAUAAUAUAUGCUGCUGUGCUGUGUACGUUCCUCUCUUAUGUCUCUCUUGUCCUGCAUGUCUGAACAGAUUCUAGAUCUCCGUCAUGAGGGAUUACUGAGGUUCUGGUUAAGUGCACUUGUAGCCACUGUCAAACUUUUCCUGCUGAGGUCUGCCUCUCACAGACGUUGGCCCAUACAAACCAGCCCUCAGAAGAUGGCAUGUCUGUGUUGCACAGCUUCUGUUUGCUAUCGAAUUGCGUUUGGCCUCCUUCUGUCAACAGGUAGUUGUAAUUAAAAAGUGAAAUACUA
Molecule: messenger RNA, 2593 nt
Organism: Lepisosteus oculatus (spotted gar)
Lineage: Eukaryota; Metazoa; Chordata; Actinopteri; Semionotiformes; Lepisosteidae
Product: calcium-activated potassium channel subunit beta-4
Biological process (GO): potassium ion transport; detection of calcium ion
Cellular component (GO): voltage-gated potassium channel complex; membrane
Molecular function (GO): calcium-activated potassium channel activity; potassium channel regulator activity
Source: RefSeq, a predicted model, not a curated record